GGGAGUUGCCAGACAGAUCAUGGGCUGGGGGGGGCCGUAGGAGCCAGGAGCCCCGCUUAUAAGAGGACCAACACCUCCCCGCCCCCCUUCAGUCCCAGGCACCGCGAGGCAGGAGGAGAGGCACCGGCUGAAAAUGCAGCUGCCUCGCGGCUGCCUGUUGUUCCUGGUCCAGGGGAGCAUCUCCCUGCUGGUGAUCUCUGGACAAGAACAAGGGGAGGAUGCAGAGCAAGGUGAAAAUGAAGUUCAAGACAGAUCCCAACUGCAAAAGAAGAGGGAGCACCUCUCCCCGAAGUCCCUACUAACUCAAACCCCAUUGCAGAAUUUGACUCACCUAGAGUUGGUCUCUAGUUCACAAGAGUUCUGGGAAGUCCUGGACAACCUGUCUGAGCUGGACCAGGGCUCACGCUCUAGAGGACGCAGGGACCGUGUGGCAAACACAGGCAAGUUCAAGAAAAUUUUUGGCUGGGGUGAUUUUUAUUCCAACAUCAAGACAGUAAAGCUGAACCUUUUGAUCACUGGGAAGGUCGUCGAUCAUGGUAACGGUACCGUUAAUGUCUUCUUCCGGCACAACUCUACUGGGCAGGGCACUAUCUCCGUCAGCCUCGUCCCUCCCACCAAGACAGUGGAGUUUGACCUGGAGCAGCAGAUCUUUAUUGAGGCCAAAGAAUCCAAGGUCUUCAACUGCCGGGUAGAUUAUGAGAAAGUGGAUCGGGCCAAGAAAACCACACUCUGUACUUACGACCCCUCCAAAACCUGCUACUAUGAGCACACGCAGAGUCAUGUCUCCUGGGUCUGUUCCAAACCCUUCAAAGUCAUUUGCAUCUACAUUACCUUCUACAGCAUAGACUACAGGCUAGUGCAGAAGGUGUGUCCUGACUAUAACUACCACAGUGAUGUACCUUAUUACCCCUCUGGAUGAUAGACCUGUUCCAUCUCAGGGAUAGCCCAGAGACGGGUGUCCUGGGGAAAUAGUUUUGUAAGCUGAAGCAGAGUGCAGGGGUCUCUAGAAACCAGAGUUCUGAUGCAGGACAGAAAAGGAAGGAGAACUGAUUUUCUCUAAAAGCCUAAGCAUUGAAGAAAGGAAUUCUAGACUCAGGGUACUGGCAUUUCUAAACCUGACCCAGAGCUGUGGUCUUUAGAGACUGGGCUAUGUAGAAGAUGCCUGGACACGAAGUACAGAAAUCAUCAUCAGGAUUUGGGUUUCUCAACACAAGAAUAUUUGCCUGGACCUAGCUCACGUGGCCAAGAAACCAAGGCCUGGACAUUGGGUCAA
Terrapene triunguis (Three-toed box turtle) is the source of this 1273-nucleotide messenger RNA. It is a transcript of the gene NXPH3, whose product is annotated as neurexophilin 3. NCBI's taxonomy places the organism in Eukaryota, Metazoa, Chordata, Testudines, Emydidae. The transcript has 2 exons. Bases 134 to 919 code for a protein of 261 amino acids. Gene Ontology annotation, molecular function: signaling receptor binding. The record is from RefSeq and is a predicted model, not a curated record.